Molecule: messenger RNA, 6011 nt
Organism: Phyllostomus discolor (pale spear-nosed bat)
Lineage: Eukaryota; Metazoa; Chordata; Mammalia; Chiroptera; Phyllostomidae
Gene: FBXL17
Product: F-box and leucine rich repeat protein 17
Exons: 10
Coding region: 131-1951 (606 amino acids)
Biological process (GO): regulation of cell cycle; G2/M transition of mitotic cell cycle; SCF-dependent proteasomal ubiquitin-dependent protein catabolic process
Cellular component (GO): cytosol; SCF ubiquitin ligase complex; nucleus
Molecular function (GO): protein binding
Source: RefSeq, a predicted model, not a curated record
GUGCGCAGGGAGGGCGACCCUGCCGCGGGCCCGAGGCCCAGUCGGCGAGCGGCCUGCCCCGCUGCCGGGAACCCUCCUCUCCGGGCCUCCCUCCUUCCCCGUCCCGGUCCCCCUCCUCGGGGCCUUCUAUAUGGGCCACCUUCUUUCGAAGGAGUCGCGUAACCGCCCGAGCCAGAAGAGGCCUCGCUGUUGCAGCUGGUGCCGCCGCCGCCGCCCUCUCCUCAGGCUGCCCCGCCGGACCCCGGCCAAGGCGCCCCCACAGCCGGCGGCGCCCCGGAGCCGGGACUGCUUCUUCCGCGGGCCCUGCAUGCUCUGCUUCAUCGUGCACAGCCCCGGCGCUCCCGCCCCCGCCGGCCCAGAGGAGGAGCCGCCGCUCUCGCCGCCGCCGCGGGACGGGGCCUACGCCGCGGCCGCCUCCCCUCAGCACCUGGCGCGGCGCUGCGCGGCCCUGGCCGCCGAGGACUGCGCCGCCGCCGCCCGCCGCUUCCUACUCUCCUCGGCCGCCGCCGCCGCGGCCGCCGCCGCCUCGGCCUCGUCGCCCGCCGCCUGCUGCAGAGAGCUGGGGCUGGCUGCGGCCGCCGCCUGGGAGCAGCAGGGCCGGAGCCUCUUCUUGGCCAGCGUGGGGCCCGUGCGCUUCCUGGGGCCGCCUGUCGCGGUGCAGCUCUUCCGGGGGCCGCCGCCGGCCGAUCCCCCCACGCCCCCUGAGAUGGUGUGCAAGCGGAAGGGGGCCGGGGUGCCCGCCUGCACCCCUUGUAAGCAGCCCCGCUGUGGCGGUGGGGGCAGCGGCGGCGGCGGGCCGGCGGGAGGGGGCGCCUCGCCUCCGCGGCCCCCCGAUGCCGGUGGCUGCCAGGGCUCGGAGCAGCCGUCGCAACCUCUCUGCCCCCCGCCCUCCUCUCCCACUUCCGAAGGUGCCCCUGCCGAGGCCGGCGGGGACGCUGUGCGAGUGGGGAGCGCCGCCCCCUCGCCUGCCCAGCAGCACGAAUGCGGCGACGCGGACUGUCAGGACCCCCGUGGAAACCCCUGCGACUGCCCUAGGGAGCCGCCCCCCGAAACCCCAGACAUCAACCAGCUGCCGCCAUCCAUCCUGCUCAAGAUAUUUUCCAAUUUAUCCCUGGAUGAACGUUGCCUUUCUGCAUCGUUGGUUUGCAAGUAUUGGCGUGACCUUUGUUUAGAUUUCCAGUUUUGGAAGCAGCUGGAUCUUAGUAGUCGUCAGCAGGUUACUGAUGAAUUAUUGGAAAAAAUUGCAUCAAGAAGUCAAAAUAUAAUUGAAAUCAACAUUUCUGAUUGUCGAAGUAUGUCUGAUACUGGUGUGUGUGUUCUAGCAUUUAAAUGUCCUGGACUUCUUAGGUACACAGCCUACAGGUGUAAACAGCUUUCUGACACUUCUAUUAUUGCGGUUGCCUCUCACUGCCCUUUACUUCAGAAAGUUCAUGUGGGCAACCAGGACAAACUAACUGAUGAAGGACUCAAACAGCUGGGCUCAAAAUGCAGAGAACUGAAAGAUAUUCAUUUUGGCCAGUGUUACAAGAUCUCAGAUGAAGGCAUGAUCGUCAUAGCUAAGGGCUGUCUGAAAUUACAAAGAAUAUACAUGCAGGAAAACAAAUUAGUGACAGAUCAGUCAGUGAAAGCAUUUGCGGAGCACUGUCCUGAACUUCGGUAUGUGGGCUUCAUGGGCUGUUCAGUUACUUCCAAAGGAGUCAUUCACCUAACUAAGCUAAGAAACCUUUCCAGCUUGGACCUACGUCAUAUCACUGAACUGGAUAAUGAAACCGUGAUGGAAAUUGUCAAGAGGUGCAAAAAUCUCAGCUCUCUCAAUCUCUGUCUGAACUGGAUCAUAAAUGACAGGUGUGUGGAGGUCAUUGCAAAGGAGGGACAAAACCUGAAAGAGCUGUAUUUGGUGUCCUGUAAAAUCACAGAUUAUGCACUGAAAGCAUUUGGCGAUACUGCAUGACAUUGAAUUUCCUGAUGUUUCAAAAUGUCAGAAAACUAUGUUUGUGUAGUUAAUAGCCUUUUUAGAUCGUGUUUGCGUAUGGGGGUUCAGGAAAGCCCUGCGUCUCUAAUUUCUUACCGGCUACUGUAUUGUCACAGAGCCACAGGUCACAUAUCAGAAACACACAUGGAUGAAGGAUGACCCCUUGUCACCUUACCAGGCUAGUCUGAGAAAGCUUGUGUUUUCCAGGCAAGCUUACAAAAGCACUAGGACUUAGGAGAAAUUUUUUCUUUGGAAUGAAAAAAGUACAAGAGAUAUGGCUUGAAAAUGAAAACAAAAUCCUAAUUAUUCAGAAGCUGGAUAAUGGCAUCAUAAACUCCCCCUCCCCAACCACCACCACCACCCAAUGAUGUGUCAUGCCAUUUGGCAUUUCCUUUGAAAUAAUCCAUUUAGUGCAUUCAUUAGGGUAGGGGUGUAGACAGGAGUACAUAUGAAACAAGUUUGCUUAUCAAUUAAUUGUUGAAACUAGGUGUUAGAGACAUGGAAGUUCCUUAUACCAUUUUUCUCUACGUUUAUUAUGUUAUAAAUUUUCCAUGAUAAAAAGAUUUUAAAACUUUGUCCACCAAAGCACACUCAAAACUGAUGUAAGUUCUUCCUCUUUCAAUGGCACAAGUGCCAUUGGUUAUUUUUUUCAUCAUGUAGAAGGACAAAGAGGAAAAUCUGAUUAGUAAUGCCAAGCUCUGUAACACUAAACAUUAAUGAUAGAAAUGGAAAGAGUCGGAGCCUUGUUUAUAUGUCUUUCUCAAGGCCAGCCGGUUUUGGUUUCUACUCACAGACAGAGUAUUCUUGUCCCAUGUCCAAUAAUAGACAAUUUCACUUUUCUCUGUAUUUAACACUAUACUUUUCCUGUUAGUAUAGGAUAUUUGUUAUACAUUAUACUUCCAUAUAGAAAGUUAGUUCCUUUCUAGUUGGAACUAAAUCUGUUGAUCAUUAAACUGUGUGUAAAGAAAGGUGAGUCGUACCUACUUCUUAGUUCUUCUUUGUCAUAAGGAAAAUCCAGGUAUUACAUGGUCAUAUAUCUGCCCCAAUGACUUUUAUAUCUUUAAAAAAGUCAUUGGGUGUGUAUAUAAUUCUCAUCUCCCUCCAUAUUUUUAGAUGCAAACAAGUGAAGUCAUAUUUCAUCACUCCUCUCCCUUACUUUGAAAGUAAUUUCGAUGUAGGCAAUUUGCUUUUUAUUUCAUUAAUAUUGUGGUUAUACCUCCCUACCCUAAUCAAUAGAAUAAUAUUCUUAAAGUAUGUUUCAUAUAGGGCACUUCUAAAAAUAGAUUAACUUAGGCCUGGCUGGUGUAGCUCAUUGAAAAUAGAUUAUGUUGACCCCUCAUUUUGUAAGCUGUUGAAAGAAUACCGUAAAAUAGCAGAUAAACAGUGCAUGAUUGUUUUUCUCUUAGUAUAAGCAGUAUCUAAAUACCACAAACAAAAGAGAUAGAACACUAAUAGAAUCUUAGAUCUGAAAGAGUGGCCUUCAGGCUAUUUCUGGGGCAGUAGAUGAAAGUUACACAGUACAUUUGUCACACUAGAAUUUAAUUUUUUAAUCUUGCCUAUAAAUUGGCUUAAUCUCAGUCGUUAGGAUGUUUAUCCCAGUUAUGUUUAUGUCUUCACUCAGAACUAUAGCAUAUGCAGAGUAAGAGGUCAGGUAGCAACUACUGGUCAUGACAGUGGCAUAUGAUCUUGGUAUGGGAGCACAGAAAUGACAUCCCAUUUUGUAAUGCACUGCUCAGCAGGAAAGUGCCAAACUAGGGAGUGUGUCAUGUAGCUCUGACCACAACUUAGAACCACUUGGACAUGCUUAAUAAAACACCAGUGCCAGGUCCCACCCCAGACCAGUGAAACCAGAGUCUCUGGAGAUCGGGGACUGGGUAAAGAUUCUAAAUCAGAUGGAGAUGUGUGCAUCCAACCAUAAUGCUGCCUUCAAAUAUUCUGAAUAGCUUGGGAGUUGGAGGGGAGAGUGCAAAUCACUAUCCGUAUAUCAGACCUACUAAAUCUGAUUCUUGUGGUGGUGGGAGGAGAGACGUGAUGGUAUAGGGUUGAUGGGCAGAGCUCUGUAGGUUUUUGCUAAUGUUAUUUAGUGUUUCUCUGAUGAGUUUUAUGAUUACUUAGACUUAGGUGUCACUGUUCCAGGGAACACCAUCUUCUUUAAAUCAAAAUGAUAUAGCUUUAAAGAUAUGUAACAUUAUAAAUGUAUUAUAUAUGUGUGUAUAUAUACAUAUAUAUUAUAUAUUACAUAUAUACAUGUAUACAUUAUGUGUGUGUGUAUCUAAAAUACUUCUGUGUGUCUGGCAUUUGCUUUCUAUGACCCUUCCCAGGCCUACAAGCCGUGAAGCUUCAGCCUUGCUCCUUACCCUCAGCCUUGUCUCUCCUUACAGAAGGACCAUUUACCUGUUCCACCUGUUCACACUGUCGUCACUGUUAGUUUUGUACUUAUGUUAGAUAAACCACAGGCUUUUAGGAAACAAGACAUAAGGAACUGAGAAGAAGGGCUGUCAUCCUUUGUGUUUCUGGCUUCCAGUUAUCUGCAGUCAUGUACGUUUUAAUUCUUCAGAAAGUCUUACUUUCACAUGCCUAUUAUGUCACUUUUUAUAAUCAUUAGUUAAUCAUAAGUCAAGCUUGAAAUAUAAAAUUGAGCCUCUUCAGAUGCAAACAGAGGGCUAGCCAGUCAGCCUCAGAUUUGGUCCUGGCCUCAUUCUGAUGGUUGGUGUCUGUUAUAAGAACGAAACUGCAUUGUUAUUAAGAUGGCACCUCACCACAGGAAUCCUGACUCAGCCCCUGAGAAGUUUGCACAAGGCCAUGAGACAGGCUCCCUGCAGGGAAGGGCUUUUUCUGGUUUAUGUUUGCAUCCACCCUUGCUUACCUACUUGUCAAGCAGGACUUGCAUUAUUCUUACAUUAAAUAAUGAUCAAAAAUAGGAGCUAAUAUUUACUGAGCACUUGUUAUACGUCAGGCCUGUUUUAAGGGUUUCACAUUUAUUAACUCAAUCAGUUCUCACAACAGCCCUGCUAAGGAGUUGUUGUUGUUGUUAUUUCAUAUUACAGCUGAGAAAACUAAAAUACAAAGAAAUUAUAAAACCUUCCCCAAGUUACGCAGUUCUUAAGUGUUAGGGCUAGAAUUCAGCCUACAGAGACUAACUCCAUGGCUUACACCCAUAAUGAUUACUCACUUAAUACGCAAUUGUUAAGUAAGCACGUGAUGGUGAACAUCUUACUCCUAAACCUAAUACACAACUCUAAUUUAAAAAAAAAAUACUUGGAAUGCACCUUCCUCCUGGUUGAAGGACCAGGUGGGUUCUUGGGCUUAAACACCAAUCUUAGAAUGAGCAAAACAAAAAGGCACACCCUCCUUUACCCUCUCAUAGCUUCAGGUCCUUCUGCUGGUGCUGAAGGGGUGGUAGGGAGGGUGCUGGGUGGAGACUCAUAGUAGAAUACCAAAAGAAAGUAGUAACCUCCACAACAGGUAAAGAAAAGCUCUCAUCUCCUCUGCAAGUUUUAUCCCCACAAUAUAUUGCUCAGUUGCCAACCUGGAAUCCAACUUCAGAUGCAUACACUCUGCCCCCAUGGGGAGAAGUGAAGAGCGGUUAGGGGAAGAACAGAACAGGAAGUCAAAGCUGUCUCCCGGAGCCCAGUGCUGGGCAUCCUUUGGAAUAGAGAUCCACCAACAGUUUCAACAGGGGGAACCUGGUAGAGAGAUUAACAUAAUUCUGGGAGUCACAGUGUGUCCUUACUUUUUUAUCUAGAAAUAUUACAAACUCCAAGUACAUCAAAUACACUCCUCUUUCAGUGUUCAGAUGACAACACACCCGUGGGCAAAUACACAUGAUAUGAGGUUAAGUAGCCAGUUGGGAUUGCCCUCUUCAUUGUCAGGCGUAAUCAAGAGUUAACUUCUUUGCAAAAAAUUGUUUUUUUUACCAGAUUUUGUUGCUAAGAGGAAAUUUAGCUUGGGGUUAAAUGCCAGGUAGGCUGGUACCUACAUUAAGCUAAACAAAAAGAUCAGAUCUUCAUUCUGUUUCUCACUUUUAAAUUUAAUUAAU